CAUUGAUGGGUCGAUGGUUAUGAGGAUCGGACAAGGCAAGAAGCAUGGACGGUACUGGCUUGGUGAUGGCACCCUUGAGUCCAGCUCUGUUCCCACCCUCUCCCAGAUCCGAGCAGAGACCCCGAGCGGAGGCCCAGCCAUACGCCAACGGCCGUCUCCUUCACAGCAGCGGGUCGAUGAACUUAAGGCCGAGAACGAGAGGAUGGCUCAGGAGCUGCGGGACCUAGCGGCGAGGACCGAGCUCGCCGAGCGGGAAAGAGAGGCUGAGCGGGCCGAGCGCGAAAGACAAGCCAAGCAGCUAGCGGAGAUUACGGCGUUUUUGCAGAGCUUUGGGCAAGUCAACGGUGUAGAUGUGCCACAGUUCGCUCCACCGCCGCUACUUCUAGCUAGUCCUCCUCCGUCGGCGGGUUCAAAUAACCCAUCUCAGGCGCAAGCAGGCGACGGCGCUUUUCCUUCACCGGGCACUCAGUUUCCCCCCCACCUCUAGUUUGUUUCUCUUUUUCACGACUUGAUGGACAUGUGAUGCACUGUGAACGACUAUCGACUUGUGAUGAUGGAUAUUGGAACUAUUAUGUUUGCGAUGUCGUGUAUGCAUGUGA
Messenger RNA from Sorghum bicolor (sorghum), 599 nucleotides. RefSeq lists its product as uncharacterized. The record is from RefSeq and is a predicted model, not a curated record. NCBI's taxonomy places the organism in Eukaryota, Viridiplantae, Streptophyta, Magnoliopsida, Poales, Poaceae. Bases 14 to 487 code for a protein of 157 amino acids. The transcript is spliced from 3 exons.